Messenger RNA from Gorilla gorilla gorilla (western lowland gorilla), 1918 nucleotides. RefSeq names its product centromere protein U (gene CENPU). NCBI's taxonomy places the organism in Eukaryota, Metazoa, Chordata, Mammalia, Primates, Hominidae. The transcript has 13 exons. Bases 286 to 1632 code for a protein of 448 amino acids. Gene Ontology annotation, cellular component: nucleus. The record is from RefSeq and is a predicted model, not a curated record.
GCUUGAAAGCAAAAUAUUCAGCAAAUACGUAUUGCCUACGGUUUGCCAGACUUUGUUAGUGGAGUUUACUCUCUGACUGGGAAUCAGUUUUCUUAUUUUGAAGACCCUGGUGUUUUCUUACUGCAAACCACAGACCGUAAACUGGAGCAUAAAUCCGGCUGGGGGACCACGCUGCCGCUUGCGGUUCUCCAGGAUGGGUCGAGCAGUUUUUGUUUACCAAAGAAAGCGAGCGUUUGGUCGGUUGCAAAACGCGCUCUAGAAUGCUGGUCGCUGAUUCGUUGGCGAAUGGCCAUCCAAGGCCCGGCCUGGAUCUGGCGGGAAGGGUCUCGGCUUGCUGCAGACGGUGCACAAAGCCAUACGCCAAGACGAUCUGAAGAGAACAGGAGUUCCCCCGGGCCUGGGAAGGCUGCCUGGAGAAGGAGCGCAAGAUGUUCAAAGAACACUUUAGAAAGAACACAUUCCAUGAAAGAUAAAGCUGGUCAAAAGUGCAAGCCUAUUGACGUGUUCGACUUUCCUGAUAAUUCUGAUGUCUCAAGCAUUGGCAGGCUGGGUGAAAAUGAGAAAGAUGAAGAAACUUAUGAGACCUUUGAUCCUCCUUUACAUAGCACAGCUAUAUAUGCUGAUGAAGAAGAAUUCUCCAAACACUGUGGACUGUCUAUCUCUUCAACUCCUCCAGGAAAAGAAGCAAAAAGAAGUUCAGACACUUCUGGAAAUGAAGCAAGUGAAAUCGAAUCUGUAAAAAUUAGUGCAAAAAAGCCAGGAAGAAAGCUCAGGCCCAUUAGUGAUGACUCUGAAAGCACUGAAGAAAGUGAUACAAGGAGAAAAGUUAAAUCAGCAGAGAAAAUAAGUACACAACGUCAUGAGGUUAUUCGAACCACAGCGUCUUCAGAACUUUCAGAGAAACCAGCUGAGUCGGUCACUUCUAAAAAGACAGGACCCCUUAGUGCCAAGCCCUCUGUUGAAAAAGAGAACUUGUCAAUAGAAAGUCAAUCGAAAACUCAGAAAAAAGGGAAGAUGUCUCAUGACAAAAGGAAGAAAUCAAGAAGUAAAGCCGUAGGCUCAGAUACUUCUGACAUUGUGCACAUUUGGUGUCCAGAAGGAAUGAAAACCAGUGACAUCAAGGAGUUGAAUAUUGUUUUGCCUGAAUUUGAGAAAACCCACCUAGAGCAUCAACAAAGAAUAGAAUCUAAAGUUUGUAAGGCAGCCAUCGCCACAUUUUAUGUUAAUGUUAAAGAACAAUUCAUCAAAAUGCUUGAAGAAAGCCAGAUGUUGACAAAUCUGAAAAGGAAGAAUGCUAAGAUGAUUUCAGAUAUCGAAAAGAAAAGGCAGCGUAUGAUUGAAGUCCAGGAUGAACUGCUUCGGUUAGAGCCACAGCUGAAACAACUACAAACAAAAUAUGAUGAACUUAAAGAGAGAAAGUCUUCCCUUAGGAAUGCAGCAUAUUUCUUAUCUAAUUUAAAACAGCUUUAUCAAGAUUAUUCAGAUGUUCAAGCUCAAGAACCAAACAUAAAGGAAACGUAUGAUUCAUCCAGCCUUCCAGCUCUGUUAUUUAAAGCAAGAACACUUCUGGGAGCCGAAAGCCAUCUGCGAAAUAUCAACCAUCAGUUAGAGAAGCUCCUUGACCAGGGAUGAGAAGAGCAGUCUACUAAAAUGUGCCUAUAGGAAGACUAGUCUCAUGCUGUUACCUUCUGAAACUGUACCUUUAUAAAUCAAUUGUUUUGCAAAGAAGUUAUGGCCUACUUAGAAUCUAAAAUUUGUUAUUCAGAUUAAAUGGCUGUGAACAAUGUUAAAUAGCAUCAGUUUGUCCAAUAGUUUUAAAGGCCAUAAUCAUCUUUUCUGGUUAAUAUCUUGAGUAGUUUUAAAAUGUUGACACCUUAAUCGGUCCCAGGUAUGAGCUGUAAUAAACUUGUAAAAUUAA